Molecule: messenger RNA, 35929 nt
Organism: Pocillopora meandrina
Lineage: Eukaryota; Metazoa; Cnidaria; Anthozoa; Scleractinia; Pocilloporidae
Source: the annotation of a GenBank genome assembly
AUGUUUCUAAAAUACUGCAUUCUAUUGGCCAUCUUUCUCGGAUAUAGACUUUGUGAGAGCGAGAUAAAUAUUUCACGACAGUUGAAUGGCACUGUCAUUGGUAACCAGACCCUUGCGCGUGCAGAUGGGCCAUACUUGGUCACCAGUGACCUUGUUGUCCCAGAAUAUGUCACUCUAACUAUAGAACCUGGUGCAAUUGUGAAUUUUGUUCCAUCUGUGGGGAUUCGUGUUCGUGGAUCAUUUCACGCUCAGGGGACACCUUCGCAAAGAAUUACUUUCCGAGCGGUUCCCUGUGGAGAAACAAGUUUUUGCAAUAAAACAGACGGGGCUUUAUUCUACAGUCACGGGAUAAGACUUAUAGAUGGAUCGUCCUACAACAACGGGCGCCUUCAGCUGCAGUAUAAUGGAAGGUGGGGGACUGUCUGCAACGACUGGGGAUCUUGGGAUCUCACAGAUACGCACGUGGCCUGCAGACAUCUUGGAUUCCUUGGGGGAAAGCGGUAUUACUAUGAUCCCGGCAGCGGCCCCGUGAUGAUGAGGACAGUUGGCUGUAAAGGAACUGAAAAGAGUCUAUGGGAUUGUUCUUACACGCUAUCUUCCUGUGGUAAGUUCAUUUUAGUCCUAAACAAUGCUUUUGUUGUUUGCCGAAUGUGCCUCUCCAUGGAAAAAUUCUCUUUCUGGCCGCAAAGCAAGUGAUUACCGACAAAACUAUAUAACAAUAUGCCCUCACAUCUGGUCGGGUAAAGUCUAUUUAAUUCAUGAACUAAGAGAAGCUUUCGCUCGCGUUUGAAAGCAAGAUGGUCCCUACGGGCAGCGAAAAAAGUGUAACUGAAAUACUUUUCUCACUAGUAAUCAAGUACAGGUGACAAAUGCUCGGCUUUUCAACGUCUUAGUCACCUUUCUGUGGAACCGGGUACCGAAGACAACCUUUCCUUCGAGAAAACAUCAUUAUUCAUUUUCCCCAUACUGUUCUCUGUACAAAGUGCUCUAAGGUGCUGACAGGGAGAAUUAGUCUAACAGUCAGGAGUUUCUUCAGUUGGUUAUCAUUUCGUUUAUUCUUGUGAUAUUAAUGUGUGAUUCAGUGGUAAUGAUGUGAGGAGAAUUAGAUGUUAGUCACUUCGUUAGGCAUUUAAAUGCUUGGUGUACGCUCUGUUUUAACUUUCUUUUGAUCUUCGUGGACAUCAGGCUGAGUUAAAUUUGGAUUUCUUGUGAUAAUAUGAAAUUUUUGCACUAUGAAGCUGAACACUUCGUGUGGCUAUCAGGUGGGUGACCUUAGUCUCCAUAUGAACAUAAAAUUAUCCUGAAUGGCCAACUCACCCACCCGACUUGAAACCCUAAUACAAUUUUAUUAAUCUUUAGAGAAACAGAGCAUAGAUCAAGGGAGGAAGAGGUUGUGUCGAGGUCCCCAGAAAUCAUUUCAAUGAGGACUUUCGUCAGUAAAAGCGUCAAACUACAAAAUCGGCUUCUUUUAAGCCACUAACCACAUUUCUAUUUUAAACCCUUUUAUUUUCCAUCGCAACAACAUCGAUCUCAGGUCACAGCCGGGACGUUGGCAUUGAAUGUGACACUCUCUUGCCAUAUUUGGCCGAGAUUUUUUAUUGGAAAGGUAUUUACUUCGAGCCGACGAAUUCCUCUGAGAUGAAAAGAAGCUCUUCUCUUGAGCACGUGGACAUUGAGAAUGCUCUCGAGGCGGUAAAUGCCGUGAAAAGCGCUCCAGAUUUACUAAAUGUUAGAAUCAACGAUUGCGCCUCCGGCUUAAAUAUAAAAGAACUUGCCAAACCCUUGGCCGUAGUCGAUUCUUCUAUCCUCGGGCCUAUGCUGGCUGGUGUGAACAUCGAGAGCUCCUGUGGUUAUGUUUUCAUUGAAAAUGUCACAGUCCAGAAUGUACGAUUUGGAGGAGGCCUUAUCUAUAAGCGCCUGGCAGUGAAUCUCUGUUCUGUCAUUCCAGAGAAAGCUUCUUUUCCUUUGCUCCUAAAUGCCGCUGGAAAUCAUCAUCCGGUUGAUUGUAGUAAGGUAGGAUCGAGUGUUUUAGUUAAAAUGUCUGAGUGACUUGGUAAAAAGAACUACGGAGUACGCUUUGAAUUCAAAACCAAUAUAAUGUGAACUUUAGAAUAUCUAUCAAUAUCCAACACCUUUUCGAAAACAGUUUUUUUAGUCAACUUGUGGUUCAAGUUUCUUGAACUUUAGUUAAAAUGUACAGGUUUUUGUCACAUUUGGUACAUAUUUCAUUCAAGAUUUUACAAGGUAGAACGACAAGCUUCUAAUAGUGAGGGAUUUAAUUUUUCUAUCAAACCAGGCGAAUCCUUUAAGGAAAACAACGCGGUCUCCAUGAGCUGAAAGUUCUGGAUCCUUGGCGAUCCUUGGAGAAUUGAAGGAAAAAAAUAUUUUGAUUAUUAUCGAAAUAAUGUGAAUUAGAAAGGACACUUCUUCUCUGUUAUAGGUAGUGGUUUUUAUUCGAAGGGAAGAUUUUUCAUGAAGAUCGCAAUGCAAAAAGACAACCCCUGGUUAAGGGGAGUUUCAUUCCUCCCCAUAUGCAGACACUAGUUUUCAAACAUCUAAAACUAAUAGCCAACGACUGAAUCAGUAAGUUUUCUCGAAGGCUACAGGAAGAAAACGCCUACAUCAAUGCCUCUUUUUCCAUUUUCAUCUGUCAAUUGAAGUCGAUUCGCACCUCUCGAAUGUUAUUUUUUAGGAUAUUUUUCCUCAAAAGGAAAGUAUUCGUGAAAGACAUCUAAAUUAUCAAAAUGUUGAGCCAGGUUUCAGGCUCUAUAGGACUAACCGCAACUUUUAACGUAGAGAAAUACUUAUCUGUAUGUUGCUUCCUUUUUUUAUCAAAACUCUUCCAGUGAAAGAAAUGAAUUAAAAAAAACAUUUGCAUUCUUAAGAUUUUCAGAGCUUCACCAGGAAGAAAGAUCUCUGUGUAUUUGAGAAUAAUUAAUGGAAGUGGAUUUGAGCUAAAUAUUACCGAUGCAAGCACAGCUAUCAAAACCAGACUGCACAGAAUCACAAGGGACUACAAUGGAAAGACAUUUAAGACUGGUUCUACUUCUAUAUUGGAACUUUCCUUCUACUCUAAAGGCAGUUCCAACUUGGAAAUGGUCGUUAUGGAAGAUCAAGGUAGCUCUGUUUCUAGUUAUGUCUUAAAAUAAGACGAACUGGUCCAUCUGCUGUUCCCUUGAGCAGUUCAUCACUCAUUCAAAAGGGUAGUUGUGUAACCGCUCCAUCAGAAACCUCGUCAAUUUUUCCUUUGAUUGACUAGACCGUCAGUCAGUCGACCGGUCAGUCUGUCGGUCGCUCAUUCGGUCGUUUGCUUGUUCUUUCGGUGGGUGUUUAGUUCGGUCAGUCAGUCGGUCGCUGAGUCAGUUAGUCAAUAGGUAAGCUAAUUACUCAAUAAGGAAUCGACCAGAAUAAUUAAUUAACUAUCCAAUACGAAGACGAAAUGACCGCCCACAAUUAGUCUAUAAAUUUGUUUGGAUGAUGUAUGCUCUUCGUAACAUUAAUCCAUUGGCUUUUGAUCAUUUGUAGGCGAGACUUCAUCACUUGUGAUAACUAACAGUACCUUUUCUAACAAUUCUAAGUCUGGUAUUACCGUUGACAACUUGAUUGGUAAUUCUCGAAUCUCCCAGACAACGGUGAUAGGGAACAAAUACAAUGGACUCUACAUAACCAAGACAACAGGUACUUUAGAAUUUACCGACGUCAAUUCCUCGAAAAACCAAGCGUCAGGAAUCGUAGUCGAUGCUGGAACUCUUUCAUUCCGAAUGUCUGACAGCCUUGUUGAAGAAAAUGGUGGUCAAGGAUUGCACAUCUUAAACCAGGUCAACUCCACAAUCAAGAUUUACAACUCGCAAUUUGUUCGUAACAGUAACGGUGAAGGAGUUUAUUUACAGGCAUUUCGCUACUGCUAUGUUCGACUAGUGGAAGUACUGUCUCUUGAGAAUUCGCAAAAUGGGGCUCUGUUUACGAGAUUAUCCGAUACCAGAUUAAAUUUCAGCUCUUGUAAAUUUGACGGAAACUCGAAUAAAGGAGUUUACGCUGACUACUUUUUAAGAGGAGGACUUCACUUAGAGAAGAUUUCUACCUCAAACAAUUACAGAUCUGGUUAUGCUUUCGAAUUUGGGGAUACCAACAUAAACAUAGAGUCGUCGUCUUCUUUUGGUAACGGCAGGGAUGGUUUUUACGUAGAAAAUCAAGGAGGAGAAGUUGUCUUAAAGGAUUUUGUUGCUGGUGGCAACAAACGAAACGGAUUGUGGUUUCCAGAUACCGAAUCAGCUCGUCUUCGAUCAGUUCAUCUUAUAAGCUGUAAUGUUUCAGGGAACAUUCAAUACGGUGUGCUCUUUUAUCUCACGUAUAGAUUUGAUCAACGCCCGGAGAACUAUAUCAUUAAGGUUUCAAACUCCACAAUUUUCAACAAUUCUCUUGGUGGUUGUAAGAUCUAUCCUUCUAAUUGCGGUUGGGGAAACGAUGGGUGGCAGAGAAGCGUUCGACUUUUAUUCACUGGUAAUAAAGUAAAGAGAAACAAAAAAAAUGGUUUGGAUAUCUAUGGCCCUGAAUGGUACGCGUUAUCUGCUGUCUUGGCUAAUAACAUAUAUUACGAGAACAGUGGACUUGCUCUGACAGUGAGACAUGGGCGAAGGUGUUCCUAUGAGAAUUCCUCACCCUUCAAUCUGCAGGUUUCAUCCAACAUCUUUUUGAAGAAUAAAGGGGAGAACAUAUUUUUCGUUGAUUGCGGAACGUUACCCACAAAAUGCCGUGUCACCAUCAGAAACAACACGUUUUUAGACAAUCAAAGAAUCCGCCUGUUUUCUAGCAAUUACCUUCGAAUUAAAACGCAGGCAGUUUUAGCUGUAAACGGAGGCAACGUUACCAUCAAGUUUAAUUCGUUUAUCAAUCCUUUGUUCUCUCACGAAUUAGCAGCACUGCUUAAAGACCGCGAACACGUUCUUCUUGCGGAAGAAAACUGGUGGGGAACAAGAGAUGAAUGUAAAAUAAAAGACCGAGUGUUUGACUUUGAAGAUCGAGUGGAACUUGCACAGAUCCAAUAUUAUCCAUUUUUGGAUUCCUACAAUUCUACCAGCUCUAAAUUACACGAUGGUGUCAGACCUUUCUGUUUUCUUCGAGGUAAUAAGUUAGGAGGAACAUUAAAUCAAGUAUUCAAUAUUACAAACCAAACUGAUACCUACAGAGUUAUCAGUGAUGUUACAAUAUUGCCUGACGGCGUUUUGUUCAUGGAAGGAAACAUCACUUUAGAAUUUCCAUUGAAGAGCGUUUUCCUAGUACAAGGAAAGGUUAUCAUAAAAGGCACUAAAAAAGAACGGGUAAAGUUCCUUCCAAGAGGACCAUUGCAACAGGACAUUAGACUCGUCGGAGGUCCUGCUCCGUGGGAAGGGGUAGUUGAAAUAUGGAUCAACGGCAGGUGGAUGCCAGUUUGUAUGCGCACCUAUGGAUACGAGCACGACAUAGUAUGCAGACAAUUGGGAUAUGAACCGGUGGACUAUUAUUACCAUGACCCAAGUGGAAAAGAGAAAGAAUUUCUACAUAAUGUCAUAUGCAGCACAGAUCAAGGAGACAGCGUAACCAUUUGCAACAAAAACAACUGGAAUGUAUUAUCAUCAUGCACAAAAAAUGUUUUGUAUGUCGGCUGCAAAAUUCCUUACUGGGCUGGCGUUCAUCUUGCUGUGACUUCAAAGGAAAGCGUCUUCAGCCAUGUCGAGGUGCGCUAUGCAGGUUUUCCAUAUAGAGACGACCUGACUAUCCCCGGAAUCGCCUUCAGAGUGGAUCUCCCUCGUCACGUGAUCACCGGUGUCUUUGUGAGUAAUUCUGCUGCCAUUGGUUUCCAGAUUAUGUAUCCAGACCCCCUAAAAGAUUCAAAUACAAUCGAGAAUUCAACAAUAGCUAAAACUGAGUCGGAUGGAGUACGUUUGGAGUCUCCAUUUAUCGAGUUCAUAAGUACAAAUGUCGUAAACACAAAAGGCUACGGAUUUUCGUAUCGUUACAACUGGAAUGCUCUCAACACACACGUGGUAAAAAUGGCAGAUGCAACUGUGAAGAAGUUUGUGGACAUAUGCACUGAAAGUCAAACAUUUAUCAGUGACUCUAGUAUGGUGUAUUAUCUAGUUGUGAAAUUACGGAGCAAAGCAGCUUGCAGGGCCAUAAUUACCGUUCCACCGGAAUAUACGAUAGUAUUGCAGCUAAUAUAUCACAAAUUAUAUGGCAUAGAUUUCCACGUGUACAAUGGAACAGACAAGACAAAGGGCACUCUCUGGGAUAUCCAUAGGUUAGAUCGGUACAGCCGUCCUGCUUGGAUGUCUGGCAAUAGCUCAAUCCUACUAGAGAAAGGGUAUGGAUAUCCGUAUAAAGACGACACGGUGCAUUUCCUACUGUUUCUCACCAAAAGUAAGUUCAGCUAUUACUUUAAUCAUAUCGGGUUAAGCAGUGAUCUCCGUCGGUAGACUGCAAUUUUUGCAAUUGCAAAAAAUAAGCUUCAGGGUUCGACAGGCUUUGAACCGUGCCUCUGCCUAUUUGGACGCUGUUUGCAAAAAAUCUCCAAAGCCACACCGUUGGGGUAAGGCAAAUUUUACAGUUCUUCUUCCCCGUGGAAGAAUUUUACCACAAUUUUUAGUGUAAUCAAAACUAUCACAAAAUGGUCGUCAGCAGUCCGAUUUGAGCACUAAUAGGACGGUGUACGCGUCAUGCUUGUAAUUAGAUGGUGCGAUCUGUGCAAGUAGACAGAUCGCGCCAUGUGGGCGCGCUGUUGCCUUGCAUUUCGCCGAGUUAACUUUUGUUUUUUUUUUUAUGAAAGGGAUAACCGAUGUCUAGUUUCUUGCUCAAAUUUUGUCAUAGUUUUGAUUGAUGGCAACAAGACUUCGUGUUGUCCGAUUCCGCCAGUAAUCAUACUUGUGAUAAACAAUUCAGACUCCCCCUUCGUGGUCAUCUGAUUUUGUUAAUCACUCGUAUGAUUACAGACCGAAUUGGACUCCACUUAGUCCUAUUACCUCUAUAAACAGAAAUUUAAGGAAAUAAACUGUUUCAUUAUGAAAUUGAUCAUAUCGGUGGUAACAUUUCAAGAAAAAGUAGUCGAUUAAUGGAUCCCUUGGUGAUUUUCACGAUGUCAACAAAAAGACACAAGUCAUCACUGAGGAUGAUCAUUCACCAGUUUGUUGUUUUAAAAACAUGUUUCUUAAAAUUUGAUCAUGAUCUGAAUGAUCGAGUUUCAUUGUGUAUUAAUAUAUUUUGUAAUAAAGGCUGUCAAAUGCACCUCUUUACUCGUAAUGAGGUGGGCAAGAGUUGCACUGCAAGGAUCGGAAUCCUAUUUUGUGAUCAAAGGGCCUAAAGUUUAUUUAAUAACCACUUUCAUCAUCUGAUUAUGUUAUUAAAACAAUGAAAAUUUUUUAAUACAGAUUAAAAAUUCAGUUAUUGAUCACAAUCCAUGGAACUUUCCUCUAAUUCUUUUUUUUCACAGACAUGCUUUAUGUCAGAAAAAAGUUUUGCAAGGCUCAGAGUAGUAUUCAUAAACAAUUAUUUUUGUUUUCAACUAACAGGUGGGGGAAAGACGAAGAUCAGAUCACCAAACCUUGUAAUAUCCAAAAGCAAUUUCAGCCACAACAGUGAAGGUGGAAUUUUGUUGGGUGGAGAUAACGCAGGAAUAGUUGAAAUCGAAAACACGGACGUACGAGACUCACCCAAGAAUGGCUUGUCGACAGAAUUUUCCCACGUUAACAGCUUGAAGCUGCUGAAUUGCCAGUUCGUUAGAAACAAGAUCGGAAUCAAGCUCUCUUCAUUUUCAGGUAACGUGAACAUCGAGAACACCAAGGCUUCUAACUCGACCGAAAAUGGACUUUAUGUCGACACGAACGGUGAAAAAACAAUCCAUAUUGAAAAUGGUGGUGUUUUCCAUAGCAAUGGAUAUGGCCUUUUUCUGGAUGGUAAAUAUACCGAAGUGAAACUUACUGCAACCAGGAUAUUUUUUGGAUGGAAUAAGGCAUCUUCUGUUUAUUCGCGUAGUUAUUAUGGCUGCAAUUUGCCUUGUUCAUCCCAUACUUCCUUUACAAACUGUACAUUUUAUGUCAACCGAGGCCCUGUAAUAGACAUUAACGAGUCUCCACACUCUAAUCCAUGGCAAUUUAACGGUAACCUUUUCCUGAAUAACACUCAAGGUCCUGUUAUUUUGACUACGCGUCAUACGAAUAGAUACUACACUCCUGAAUUAUUUGUGAGAAACAAUAGUUUCUUGUUCAACUUUUGCCAAGAUAAAAGCGUCAUAGACAUUAUAGGAGGCACAAAAGUUUUGAUUGUAGAAGGAAACAUCUUCAAACAAAACUACGGGAGAUCCGUUUUUAUAGGAAAAACCUCUCCUUCAGGCGCAACUAUAAGAAGUAACGUUUUCACAAACAAUAGCUGCCUGAAUUGUGGAGUCAUUGAGAUUCAGAGGAUAGGUAAGGACAUCGCAAUUGUUGACAACAUUCUUAAAUCGAAUAAAGGACAAUUUAUGGUUCUUCUCCAGUGCGAAUACGUUGUAGGAGUGAACACUGGCAUUAAGAAUGUAACGUUUUUGAAUAAUUCACUCCUGAACAACGUGGCUGUAUCAUCAAGUUCCCCAACCUGUCAGUUAAAAGUCUCUGGAUUUGCGGAAUGGAGACCAUUUUUCAUCCGUUUCAACAGAUUUAGCAGCCAAUACUUCUCAAAAGAACUUUGUGUAAGCACCCAAGAUUCCUCGCACAGCAGCACAAUGCAGGCUUCAUUAAACGUCUGGGGUUAUGAUGACGAGGAAAAAGUCAAGGAAAGAAUCUUUGAUGGUGAAGACAACUACGAACAAACAUAUGUUGUUUUUCGUCCUUACAUCAGUAAUGCAGGAAACAUAAUAAAGGGUUCGCAAGAAAAUACUACCUUUAACACGCUAUCGAAAAGCUUUCUGGGAGGAAGGAUAUUAUCCAACGUUCUUCUAAGAAAAGAGAAAAGUCCUUACACAGUUGUGUCCGAUGUCACUAUUCUGCCUGAAGCUUCACUUUCAAUUGAUCCUGGUGUUGAGGUGCAAUUUAUGCCAGGGGUUGGCAUGUUGGUUCUUGGUUCACUCUUUGUGGGCGGAAAUGUAGAUCAACCUGUCAAAUUUUCUCUUUCAAAAAGGACAAAAGAUGCCGAUUCUCUUAAAAUUCGAUUAGCUGAAGGUAAGUUCCCUUGGGAAGGACGUGUACAGAUACUACACAAUUGGAAUUGGACCUCACUGUGUUUCAAUGAGACGCAGGGCAAUAAAACUAAUGACGUAAAACUGAUAUGUGAACGCCUGGGCUAUCAAGCACCAUUGUCCGUCAAUCAUUCCCAUCACGAAUCGUCCGGCCCUUGGGAUGCUUGUGCCACUCUUCAGUGUAAAGGAAGUGAGUUAGAUUUAGCAGAAUGCUCUAUAUCUUUCCAAAGCCUUAGCUGCAACACGUCGUGUCAUCUUGUGUUGAACUGUGGCGAAGGAAGGCCUUGGGGAAAUAUAAGAUUUCUUCGCGAAGCUAGGAACACUUCAAACCUAUCAACAUCAAGUUUAAAACAUCUAAGAAUUGAGCACUGUGGCGAGAAACAUGGCCAAAACGUGGCUGCCAUUGAAAUGAUUCAGUACGUUGCAGAAGUAAAUCAUGUGACUGUUCUUAACUGCACAUCAGGUGGUAUCAAGGUUUUGUUCCCAGAAAAAGAGGUGAUUAUAAUGAACAGUUCCUUCGUUAAUACCGGAGGAAAUGGAACUGAUUUUAUCAGUACGAAAAACAAUGUUACACUUAAAAACGUCAAAUCGAUAAAAAACGAGUUUGGACUGAGUUUUCAUGAAGCCUACGGUGAUUGGUUCAAUACUAUUUCAUACGGGAAAGUUAAUCUGUGCUCCCCACAAAAAGUGGUGAAUGUCAUGGAUCACGAUGUAUUCGUUUACUUUAGGGCACCAUUCGUGUCUUUCUCAGAUCUAGUGGUAUCCUGCCAAAUAAAAGUUCAAACAGAGGCAAGUGCUGGUUUUGCUAUCCAGCUACUACUCCUAAAAAAUGUGAGAUCUUUUCGGAUAGAACUGCCUAAUAGACGUGACAUCUUCAGGACUUAUGGUAGCAGCCUAGGUCUACUCUUAAAAAGAAACUUGAUCAGGUGGGAUUCUUUUACAGUCCACUUUGAGGGACGGUACAGUAGCGAAAUGCUUUUGCAAGUUCAACGUGUUGAUAUCAAAGGUUAGUGGCUGUAAAAUUUUCAUUUUUAUUAUUAUUAUUAUUAUUAUUAUUAUUAUUAUCAUUAUUAUCAUAACCAUUAUCAAUAUUAUUAUCACUCUCGUUAUCAUUACUAUCGUUCUCUUUAUCGUUAUCGUCAGUGUUCGCUAUCGUUAACGUCAGCAUUUUAGUUAUCAUAAUCAUUAUCAAUUAUUGUCGUCAUCCUUGUCAUGGUCAACAUUUUUUCUUUCUUUGCCUGUACAUAAAGCACAGGCCGCACAUGGAGAGUUUGAAAAGAAGCGGUGGGAGUCCAAUUUUGAAUCAGGAAACAUUGAUCUUUUUUACUAUUUUUUCAAUCUGGAGCCAAAACAAGCUAAAAAAAUUUAAAGACAAAGCAAUUUUAGAUACUUCAAGUUGAGAAAAAUUCGUGAUUCUGUAUUUGCAAGAACUUUGGUGUCGCACAAGUGAUAGGAAAAACCCAAAUGUCUGAAGAGGAUUGGGGCUUAGACUACUGGACCCCCAUUCUGGAUUCGCUACCGUAACGUCUGUGCUUUGUUUAACAACUGUUCGGUAACACCUAAGUGUAUUAUGUGAAUGGGCAGAUUGUGCCAAUACGAUGGGAUCUGAUAACAAAUCUGCCUAAUUUUCCUCAGAUAUUCCAUGCUCAUUUGACCGGGGAUUUUGUGACUGGAGACGCUAUCCAAAAUCACAUUUUGAAGGAGUUGCCUUGAGGAAGAAAUGGUAUGUUGGAAACAGUCGCUAUGAACACACCUAUUCAGGAGGCAAUGGUGAGUUGUAAUAAGUAAUAGAAGAUUGAACUUUAACGAUUAUAGAGAGGACAUUCGGAUGCGUCAAUCUCCUAAGCUUACAUCUAUCUUGUGAUCGGAUAUGAGCUGACAUAGGUUACAGCUCGAAUGUUCUACGAAGUAGGAAGUUAGCUGGAGGAGCCGAGAACUCCUUCCGUCGACAAAACGUUUUCCUCCCGGCCGCUUUUAUGGAUAUCGUUCUCUCGGUCGAAAACGUAGAAAUAGAUUUUAGGACUAUGGGUGACUCAGUGAAACGUUCUACCUUAUCGAGUAAAUUGGAAGUUCUUGAGAACAACUGUACGUAAAGUUCAAAAGAUCGUUAAAGGACAUCAGAACAGCAGCCCAAGUAAAAUUGGGACUCUGAGUUUUUCCAGGUCAGCACCCACCGGAGCAACAAAGUUAGGGGUGUGUACAUUCAGCUGAGUUGGAGGCAAUCGACCAAACAACUAAACGAUAGAAUGACAAAGAGAGAAGGCUGGAAUUGUGCCAGUGUCGGAAAGCGUUGAUCGCCUGAGAACAUUUUUGCCUCAGGAAUUCAAAAUACUCCGCCAGGACCUUUCUCAUCGAGGUCGUGUUUGUUGAUAUCUUGAUCUCUGAGUCCUACAUGUCGACUUCUAGUACUCUCAAAGGAUUGGCUGAGAGGAGCAAUCUUGAAACUAUGUCAAUGCCAGUGUUGUCGAUCAAAAAGAGGAUUUCGUAUUAACUGUGACCCGGGACUUGAACUUUCGAAAAUCUUGUUGAUACUGUCUCAUUUAGAAGGGGAAUAUUCCUAUGCAAUCUCAGCUGAAGUGGUAAUGAGCGCUUACACUGUAACAGAAGCAUGGGAUUUUUCGGCUCUCCCCAUGUUUUUCUGUAGACAAUUUAAAGUUUUGAAACUAACCUUUAAGGUGUCAUAUAUUUCACCCUCUCAAAUUAUAUCAGAUAUUUAGUAACGAAUCGCAUCCCCUGUCUUUAAGAGUAUUACUGCUUAAAUUACCAUGGUUAAAACAGCAACAAAUGCGAGUAUCUGUCAAAGACGUAAUCAAAUGUCAUAUUUGAUUUAUAUCUUACGCAGGGGGAUUACUAUAUCUUUGGCGACACUCGUUUUCUGGUUACGGUGCCUUUACCAGCCCAUUAAUUUCCAGCGACAACAAUUACUGUUACUUGGUGUUCUACUACAAGCGGGAUGACCAUUACUCCAAGUCAUCAACAGCGCUGUCCAUUUUUCUGAUAGAAGACAUUAGUAACAAUUCGACCUUGCUCUUGUCCGUUAGCGAUUACGUGACAGACUGGAAAAAGAUCGUGAUUGAGCUACCCUAUACUGACGCCAGUUACUCGAUUGUGAUAUUGGGAUAUGAAGAGUACAACAACAUAAUUGAAAUCGAUGACCUGGCCUUCGUCAGUUGUGACCCAUGUAAGUUGUGAUAUAUUUCAAAUUGACAUAUACAUUACAGGAGAACUGCACAUUAGCUAACGAAAUCCUUAGUGUUUCACAAAAAACAUGCUGAUCAAAUAAAUUACACCGUAACAGCUAAAUAAUUGCCUCCUUAAGUUUUAGGGAAUUUUUUAAUUGGUGAACGUUGAUAAGCAUGGCGCUGUGCGCGAGGUUUUAAAAAGCAUCCCAGCUUUUGACAAAAAUGGUUCUUUGGUCAGCCAGGUAUUCAGUUAGGGUCGUAUAUGCUUGGUGUUGGAGGAACUGGGGGAUACUUUUCUUCCCUCAAGGGAGGAAUUGUUUUCCAUAAGUGAUGUUUACGUUAUGUGGUAAACGUCUAAGUAAAAGAAGGUGAUUCAUUGAUGUCUCCCCCAUAAUUUUGGUCGACAUUUCCAAUCCGUAUACAGACUAAUGUAUUAAGGCUUGAAGAAGAUAAAUGUAGCCAGGAAAUUAAAUACUGAAAUUAAGAUAACCUCCCUUGAAGCUUGUUUGCCUCGAGCUGUACACAAAAAAAGGUAAAUUUCAUUUUCUUAACAGCUGCCACUGCUGUACACCAAGUAACCGGAAGUGUUUUUAGUGGUAACGAGAAACAAGGUAUACAUUACACGACGACUCAAAGUGAAAGCCGACAUAUUUUCAGAGUAGAACGUUGUCAGGUAACGAACAAUGGUCUGAAUCCUGUCCUUACUGGAAGCCUACCAGGAGCGAUUCACCUCAAUGCUUCCAACCAAGUGAUUGAAAUAGUCAAUAACUACAUUGCUGGAAAUAACAAUGGAGGUAUUUAUUCCGAAGUACUCAAUGAAGUGUCCACGACAAGACCACCAGUCAGCCAUAUCCAUGCAAACACCAUAGAGUACAACAAAGGAGGCACAUUACGCGUAGAAGGAGUUUCUGGGCCCUAUAUGAAUGUUAACGUGAGCAAUAACUAUUUUUCUCGAAACUUUGCACGAGAUUUGGAUGGCAAAGCAAAUAGCGUCUGUGUCAUAAUAAAGUUAUGGGCGAUUGUUCAAGGAAAUUUAUUUUAUAGCAACGUCGGUCAUUACGUUUUCCUGUAUGAUAAUUCUCAAACAAGUACUGUUGGUCUUCGAUUUGUGAAUAAUACAUUGUACAAGAACGGUGCAAGGGGGCUCGAUGUUAAUUACGGAGCGACUAUUCUGUGCAAUGGAACAGCAGAAAUUCAUGGAAACGUUUUUCAGAAUCCUAACAACCGCUAUCAAUUCAGUACCACAAUGAGAGGGAGUCCAAUCACAGUAAAUGCCACUUUAAAUUGGUGGGGAGAGAAUGUACCAAAUCUGAUUUCUUCUCUGAUUAUGGAUAAGACAACGGAUUAUCGACUGUCCAUAACAGUUGUGUUCCAGCCGUUCGUCAAGCUACCACCCCAAAGAGCUAUAUCAGGUCAAUAUGUUUUGGACUUUCCAGGUCCAAGUCUAUCUUUUAUGUUGUUUAGAUGUCUCACUCUUCCAGCUUAGAAUGAACCUCUUUUGUAUCAAAAUACUGCUCAGCUACUUCAAACAUCAAUUCCCUCUCAAAAUGUUUAAAACUGUCAACUCUUUCCUCAAUUAAAUCGAAAUAAACCGUAUUUUGCUAAGUGUUUUUUGUUUUUUUUUUCAUCACUUUAUCAUAAUUUAGAAUACAAAACAGCUUAUCAAUUUUCAGCUCAUCAGUUUUUUAUCUCAUCAAUUGUCUUCUUAGUAUCUUGCCCACCUGAAUGGAUUAAAGACGAUGAGAUGUGUUACAUGUACAAAGGAGGCUCCUUCACUUUCACUGAUGCCGAGAAAUAUUGUGGGGUAAGCGUGGUUGAUACUGACACUCUAUUUUAGUCUCUCCUUUUCUCUUUCUCCAUUUGUCCGAUGGAGCUGAGACUAGAUGAAAUGAAUUUUGAGGUGAAAUGAAUGCACUAGGUGGCGAGGCAAAUCAGCUCGAGGGCGACGUGACUCAGGGCGAUGUAGGGGGGCUUCAUUUGCUUUCUCUCCUAGUCCCUCGGUUUCGCUUUCCUCGAACUGUAUUUUGUUUCUUUAUUAGAAAAGUGCCAUAUGCUCGCUUAGCGUGUUAUUAUAUGUUCAUUUGCAGAGUUAUGGUGGAAAUCUCGUCACCAUGCUUUCAAACGAAGACAAACGACUCAUAAAGCAUCUUCGACAGAAAGAAUCCUUGGUUCAUUCAGGCGUGUUGCCUUCCCUGUGGACCAUAAGCAGGCGCUUUUUAAGAGAGGUUAGAAAACAUCAAGCUCGAUAUUUAGUUUCUGUUCCACAGGUAUUUUUCAAGUAAUUUGAUUGCCCAAUAAUAUCAUGGGCACCAAAUAACGUUCAUAGCCUCGAAUCAACCCGUGUCGACUCUUGUUUACGCGAUGAACAUUGUUUACAGAUGACCAAAGAACAUUAUCCUCAUGAAAUGGGUUAAAAAACCCGCACAAGGCCUUAGACAUGCAUUGUUGUCGGUGCGAGGUCUUUGUAUAAACACUUUUUAAACAAGAAUUGUAAUACUUUUAAACUGUUUUACCCUAAACGCAAAUGAAACAUUCUGCGGUUUUGCUUUAGUGCGAAAGUAUCUUCCUGUUCAAAACGUGAAACUUAAUCGCCAUUUUGGUACCUUCGAAAAGGUUGGGAUGGCUCUUAGUAAUUUCUCAUGCAACAAAAUAUUUUUUAUGCUGAAAUUUUCUUAAAAAUAGUGGGUAGUUUUUCACCAACGAUUGAGAGACAAAAUAACCUAAUUCCUCAACUGUUAAGACUCACUUAAGGCACAAUGAUGAGACCUUCCACCAUUUUUGUGUAUCCAUCUAUUUGUCUCAUUUAAUCCUUUUCUUUGCCUUUAUUCUUUUUUUCUUGAUUUUUUUCACGACAAAAAAAUUAAAUAGUAAUUGUAAUGUAAAAGAAAGAAUAGCAGUGAACAUUCGAGACAUUUAUCUUACCAUUUUUCUUUACUGCAGUCCCACAGUGGAUAUGAUCAGGAAAAUAAAGUAUGUCCUGUUGUGGCUGCUACCGGAAAUAUUUCACAGGUUCAUUGUGAUGAAUUUCUGCCUUUUGUCUGCGUGCGAAGGCCAGGUAAAUCACAUUCAAUAUCAUAAUAGUCCAUUUUAUAGUAGUGUGCUUGGUCGCCAAGCCUUCGAACAGGAAUGAGGUUAAGGGUGACCUUGUUAUGACACAAACCUUGCUGCUUUUCAAAUGCAAAUUACUUUGUUAUCAGGCUAACUAGAUACUGGUCUCUAUCACAACAAGAUCACCUUCAACCUGACUCGAAAUCAAAGGCUUGACAACUAAGUACACAACUGUAAAAUGGCCUUUUGAUAAAUGAAUUCUAUAGUUGUAUUACAUGAUCAUGCUAGAUGAAUAUCCAGACGAAAUCAUUUAACCUCAUCACCCGACAAAAAGAAAUAGUAAACUUGUCGAAACGCAGCAAUCCCCAAUUGAUAGCUUGAUUGUUCAUCUACAUGUACUAGUGACUCUAAAUUGAAAGACAAAACCAUUAAACUUUCAUCAUCAUAGCAGAGAUGAGCAACAAUGAUAUAAUCAUCAUUACCACUGAGGCGCACUCUGUCGAUAAUUUUGCCUGCUAUGACGCGCUAUAUCAUCAUUGCCAUUGUUACUAUCAUAAUAAGAUAAGCGCUUCUGUGCAUAGCACCACGCCCCACAGCAGCAUGUUUGAUAUGCAGAGUCUAUAACGUGUAUUUCCUCUCGUAGAAUAAAUAAAAGGACAUCAAUUCACGUUAAAUAUUUCUACAAGUACUGAAUCACAGUAAAAACCAAGGGGAAGAGAGGGUUUCCAUUCAGGCCCCUCUCGUGUCCUGUCCCUCGGCGGGGGUGACACCAUGUCUCAGGAAUAUGCUUACUACUUAUGAAGGAAGCAGGUACCAACUAGAUAAACUUCCUUUUGGUUUCUUAGUUAUCCACUGCCCGAACAGCUGUUUCCAUAAUGGGGACUGCAUAGGUGCCACGUGUUUCUGUUACCCUGGAUGGACUGGAGAAGACUGUUCCAAGUUUCACUGCCACGACUUGCAUAACUGUUCUGGUAACGGUGACUGCAUGGGUCCCAAUGCCUGCAAAUGCUACCCCGGAUAUUUAGUAAGUGGCAUUUCUUUUCAAUUCCAUAAUAGUUCAUAACUUUGUUGACUGUAGCAAGUUUGAUACCUGGCUAACAGGGCCACUUUUAAAAACCUGGAAUCAGCCUUGGCUGGAUAGAAACUAGAUAUGUGCUGCUGGUUCUGUGUGUGAGUGAUUUAGUGCGCUCUCAGUAAGUGAUCAAGAGUGUUAAACUUUAUCUGUUAGAAAUCAGAUCUCAAGCGUCUUUAUGGUUUAUGUAAUGUUAAUCUCCACCAUCUAAAACUCAUAUGAAAACUUAUCUUAAAGCGCUUUUCGAUGUUCUGCGGAAAAUCUUUUCCAGUCUUACACAAUUUGACAGAUCGCCAAUAGAUGGAAGAAGGAGAAGUGAGAUCGUGCUAUAACCUCGCAUUAGUGUGCAAGAUCUAGGAAGCCAGCAUUUUUGGUUGAGCUUCCAGCACAUUUGAACAGAAUUUUGGAAACGCUAGGUUAACUUUUUGAAAUGUAGUCGCCACUAAGGACUCUAAAAUGUCUUUAGCAUUCUAAUCUGAUCAAAAGGACACCAGUCACUGCGCUUUCAUGAAUUUUCAACCAUUGUGUUCGAGACCCAUCGGUUCUGUCUCUGAUCGCAUGAGAAUAGUAGUAAUUAUCUUUUCCAACACAACCUAAUGCAGGAAAGUUUAUGGAUGUUUCUUCAGGGUCUUGGCUGCACUUACUCCUUCUGUGGAAAGUACGAAAGUUGUGCUGAUUGCGUGACAGACCCAUUUUGUGGAUGGUGUGACAGUUCACGCUCCUGCCUCGGAGGUUUUGCCGCGGGGCCUCCAGGAAUAAGUUGUCCCGCUUGGUUUUACUACCACUGUUAUACAGUAGGAGACGGACGUUGUUCACGAGAUAUAAUGGUAGGUGAAGAGGAUAAAAAUAGUUCAUGGUGCGAACACAUCAACACUAUGCUACAAUCAGUUCGAUAUAAGUAAGCAAUGCAAGAGAGACGGGAAGGGGCGGCACUAGCGAGUGUUGCCUAUCAGUUGGUUAGAUAUGUAUUUCCGGAUUAUCUUUUGCUUGCUUGUUUCCUUUUUGUUUUAUGCUUCGCUGUUUUUAUUCUUUAUUAUAACUAUCUUAAAUCCAGCGGCCCCUGACCAUGAGAGCACUCUCCGCUUCAAACACAAAGCAAACAAGCUGUAGUUUUACCUGAUUGCAUACCGGUUUAUGCUUAUAACUCUCUGUGUUUUGUUUGGUUUUCCUAUCAGUUUCCCGAUAUACAUUUGUGCUGCUACGCAUCGAAGGACACCGUGAAAUUGAGUUGCCCAAGAAAACCGAACAAAACAUAUGCACUGCCAAUGCACCAUAGUCUCUGGGCACGAUGAUUUGUAGAAUAGUUAAAAAUACUGCGCUACUCAAUGUUCCAUGCUUAUCGUCAAACGAAAAGUGUUUUCACAUAUUUUUUCUUAAACAGAGGGUGAAUUGUAGAGGUAGGCAUUGCAACUUCAAAGAUGGAGGAGCGACCAUUGAAUCUUGUCAAAAAUGCAGCGAUCUCGAAGGAUGUCACAAAAUCACAGUAAGAUUUUUAUCUUUACUUUCUGUUCCUCAUCGUUGGUUAUUAACAGUGACAGUUUAAGAUAGUCUUCAAGGGAAAAAACUGAGUUGAAAGUAAUGGUACAUAUAUCUAGGUGCAAACAGCAACUAACAGUAAGUUUUAGUAAACUCCUUUGAUAGAACCAGUUAAUCUCACUUGCAGUAUCAUAACCAGUAAGUAGGAAAAUUAAGUAUGAAACACUUCGUUUUGAAUGAAAACAGAAUAUUUGACCUAUGGGAGUAUAUCUGGUUAGAAAUCUCUACAGCUCUACCUCACUCUAAUUGCCAACUGCACCGCGCCGUCUACGCCUCCCUUCCCCCCCCUCUUUUGUUUAAAAAAAAAAAAAGGGAAUCGCAGAAGGAAGAAAAGCCGGCAGGGCAAGCGGCAAAAAACCGUUCCCCCCUCUUACCUCAAGGUUUGGAUCCGCCAUUGUGAAGGUGGUAUUAAUCUGUUACCUAUUAAACCUCAUAACAGGACGACAACCAGUGCAGGUCGUGGAAUGAGACUAAGUGUCCAGGCGGGAAAAUUAAAGUGAAUUAUACAGAUCCCCAGAGAAGAAAUAAUGUGGAGUUUGCUAAAAACGUGAAGUUUGUGGAGCCUAACGAGACUCUCGUUUACGCAUGUCCAGUAAUUUUGCCAAAUCAGGAGAAGGUGUCGCUAGUUUUAGUUGCACCAAGAGUCCUAAAAUUUCAAAAGGGUGAUAUACUUUGUAGUCCUCAGGCAGGAGGUAUUAUGCAUAAGAUUGUCAAAGAAAUCAGCGAUGGUGAGUGUAAUGGCUAUAAAUUUCUGUCACAACCUUUACAUAGUCCUCGACCAUAUCGAUCAGUUGAAUACUUGAGAGUUUGUGGUUUUAAAAAAGCUCUGCGUUAGUAAUUCUUUUAAGGGGCAUGGCCUGUAAAUGGCUGACAUUGGCUUGCUACCAAGUGUCGCUGGAAAAGUUUUCCCGAUUUUUUUCCAAGAACUGUACUCCAUGAAAAUAUCAAAUAUAAGAUAAGCCAUCUGGUUACCGUUGUGAAUUGUUUGAGAUCUUACUGGACUACAACUUGAUUUAAGUACAAUUAAUAGCGAAGGCAUCUCUAAAACAUACCUAAUUGUGUUUAAUGUUCAAAUUUAUUAUUGUCUCGAAAGGUCCUUUUCAAUUGAUGUUGAGCGCCCCAGCAGGGUUAGAAGAGGUUAUCAAGUAUGCGGACUUUAAAGACGAAGUAACUGCGGUGCAAGUAGACGACGACUCGACGUUUGAGGAUGAGCCCAAUGAAGAUGACCUGCGGGACGUUAUUACAGGCAACAUUACGUUCGAUGAGGGUCGGGUAAUUGCGCUUUCAAAUGGUAGGUAAACAUUUUUGUAUCAACCAGCUUAAUACUUCGUAAAUGACUGAAGAUCAUUUAGUUAUGUCUACGAUUCAACGCGUUGUAUAACUCCUAAUAAGUGCAUGAAAGACACACAAGGGAGCAAACAAGCACAGAUACGAUAAACAGACAUACAAACUAUCAGAACCUGCAAGAUAUUUCUGGUUCGAAAAGUCAUACUCAACUAAAAAAAAUUCAAACAGUUUUCUUAAUCAUCAUUUUUAGAGAUAUACAAGUGCCUUGGUCACACAUACGACACUGGAAAAAUCAUUGUCCACUCGUUUUACCUGGUAAUAGAAAAGAACAAUACCAUCCCAAAGAAAGGUGACAUAGUUGUGUCCAAUACUAGUGAUGGUUUUAUCGAGACUGUUGUUAAAGUUCAUAGAACGAACAACACCCAUUACUUGGAAACGAAAUUUCAGAGAUGUGAGGCAAACUCUCAUUGGAAAGGCACAAGGUAUUUAUGUUAAUGACGACGCCUUGUUUUAAUAUUAGGCGGUGAGACGAUGACAUAUCUGCACCAGUAUGAUUGGGGUAGGAGACAUUUGACAGGGAAAAAAUAUCCCCUUCUUUCCCCAAACGCAACGAUUUCCCGUAAACUGCACCUAGAAAGUUGUUGACUAAUGACCGUGUUGGCAUUGUUGUUUAAGACUGACAUUUUUGCUUUGAUGAAAAAUUCACGCAUCUAUACUUAUUAAGUCAACAUGCAUUUUAUCAACUGUUCAUAGACUUUUUAGAUAUAUGAAUGACUUAUUGGGGUUGGCAAGCCUUGGCAUGAUUACUGGUGACUCAGUAAUUUACUUAUCGGACAACAAAUAGAAAAAUAUCUUUAGCAACAAAAGUCCCAAAUGAUUGACCGAAGGAAUUCCAGCUGGCUAUUAAGAAGCAUGAGCGAAAAGCCGAACUCUUUCGAAACCACUUCUGCCCACCACAUUUUAUUUACAAAAGUAUUGUCGAUAGAACUAAAAUCUAUCUACAGUUAUUGUGCAUUAAGCUGUUAAAGUGUAAGGGAUUCUAGCCUGAAAUCCAAGACCUUAGAUGCCAGGCUCAACUUAUCCUUAAGUUUUCGUUUGAGUUAAUUUACUUUUACUUGCUCCCACAAACCAGACUACAGGAAAGUAAAACAAGGCUUUCUGGGUCAGUAUCCUGCAGCGGAGGGGAUAACAACGAAGGCCUUCUUCUGUCAAAACCAGAGGAUGGGGAUCGGCAGUUUUUUGUCAAUGACUCAAUUAUUGGAAGACCAAGUGGAGCCUUCAUUGCAAAGGUAAUGUUCGUAUUUCGUGAGGUCUAUGUUAGAUUAACAAAUUAAAUUACAAGCAUCUUAGAUCACUGAAUACUAAGACUUAACGUGGUCGGUUGCAAAGAGUGCUUCCAUCGUUCAGAAACUGGAAACUUAUAGCAUGUCUCUUAAUAGAGUGACAAGUCAACUCAACAAACUUCAGGAUAUUUAAUUUUAAUAGGAUUGUUAUUGCCGUCCCCAGGAGUUAAAUAGUGUUCUCCUCUUGGGAAAGAAAAAUGUAUCAUAAAAUUCAUGAUUCGAGAUUUUUUUGGUGCGUUUAUACCAGGUUGAAAUCGAACUAGAUGAAGUUGUCUUUGUUGAGUUGUGUCAUUUGUUUCAUCGUUGUCAUUUUUUUCAGCUGCUUUUACAUCUGGUAAUCAUCUGAGCUAACUCUACCAUCUUAUAUCACCUCAAACCUCAGGUUGUAGAAGUCUACUCCAGCGGAAAUUUUCUUCUGGUGGAAGUAAUUUCUGCCAAAUUGGACGGAAAUGGAACCAUUACUACAGCUGUAGAUAUAAACCUACUGAAACGCCACAACAGACGAAGUAGGCGGUCGACGAGAUUCGAUUUCGAAUUGGCAAGUUUCAAACCCGACAGCAUACAUCACAAGGUACAGCACCUUUUAAUAGUUCUACAAAAGUAUUUUAAACGAACUGAGAAUUAGGUAAAUGCUAUGUUAAGUUUGCUCUCUGAUAUCUAUCUAAAUCUUCUCAGUUUCCCCCCAAAAUUAUGUCCUUUAAAAUUUUCAUUUUCCUCAGUUGUUGUCAACGGAGAACGCCGAGCUACAAGUCUCUUUGGAAAUGUUUUUCGAAUUGACUAUGUUUCUUGAGAUAGAACCAAAGUGGUAUGGGGGAAUAGAGGAUGCGGCUGUUGGUCUGGAGUUAGAGGGAAAAUUAGAUUUCUCUCUGACAUUUGAAGUUGAUGGGGAGUUGAGGUAAGCAAUUUUAAUUUAACCCCAAGAUUACCCCGAAUAAUUCUUUCGGCAAAAGAAAAUAAAAUGAAAUCUGAGAAACUGACGUUGCUGUGGUGGACAGUUUUUCGUUCUUUUCUGCGAUGAAGCCAAUAUAUUUUUUUUAACAUUGAUUCUUGUGUCAUUUUGAGGUCCAAUAUAAUCAGCUUACGAGCAAAAGACGACUUAGCUGAUCGGGAUUAAUUAAUCAUCCUUUUUAUGUUUGUCUACAGAUAUAAAAAAGACCUAAACAUCAUGAAAGAAAAACAGCUCGGUCGUUCAAUUUACAUUCCCGUUGGGCCAAUUAAAAUCCCUGCCGGUAUCUUCUUGGAAAUAACAGGAUAUGCAUCUGCUGGAUUAUCUGUAAGUUGGCGAUGCAAUUCACUAACGUUUUAGUUUAACCACUGGCCUUGAAAACAUCACAGCUCUCUCAUUUAAUGUCUAUUAUUUAAAAUGAUUGUACGCUAUCAUGUAACACUUCAAUGAGUUAACACAAGCAAAUGUAUUUCCUCUAUUGCCUAUUCAGUCGCAGUCGGUGACCCAGUCAGCAAGCUACUCAGUCAGUCAGCUAUUCAGUUUUACUAUUUUUUGGUUGGUUGGUGCGAAAUCAAUGAUGGGAUGUAAUGAUUGCGUCCUACCUGUUUUAGUUGUCUCGAAGAGAUCAAGGAGAACCAAAACACGAACGUGACCCAGCAAGACAACAAAUAUUCAAUAAGUAUAGUACCGUGGCCAAGAAGUUCGCAGCGGCAAUUUAUGCUUUCGAGUAGUUAAGGAAAAUAUCGUCCAUUUACAAAGAGAUUGAAUUAACUCACUGUCUUUUUUUCCCCUAGGGAAAAAUUUCCCGUGAAUUAUCAGUCAAUGGAAGGGUCUCUCUUGGAGGCGAAUGCCGUUGGAGCCGUGGUAGUUGCUACAAAACUGCUGAUACUGUAAGGGAAGAAAAAUUGCAUAGUAAUGUUUCAGUUUCUUCAUCACUCAAGUGUUAGAUGUACUCUAUAAACUUUUUGCCGUUGGACUGGUCCCUACCUGUUGACAAAAUGGCGGCUUGUACCUCUUGCUCUGUGUAAAGGAUUGCAACACUGCUAAUUUUUCACAAAGUUGUUCCAAAUCAACAGAUUUCUGAGCUUUUCCAUGAUUAGCACCGUUAUACGUUGGUGGGUUUUCCGUGAUUAGCACCGUUAUACGUUUGUGGGUUUUUAAUUUAUCACGACCUCAAUCAAGUCAAAACUUAUUUGGAUGAUGUCUUUAAACAUUCGUCUUCUUAAAAUUAUUCUUAUCAAUUAUCCUCUUGCUAAGAAGAUGAAGGCCUACCGUUCUCGCUUUGCAUUUAGGAUAGAAAAAAAAAAUUGAACGCCUCGUCACUGUUCCGCGGCAACUGAGCGCCAACAAGCCUGUGCAACCACGACUCGAUCUCCUCUUCAUCAGCAUCAGCUACCUCGUUCUCGUCUCCUUCUUCCUCUCUUCUUAUAUUUUUUUUCCUUUUUUAUCCAUUUGAGACCAAAUUUUAUCCUUUUUUGACGUAUCACUAAUAUAGGUUACUCUUCGCAAAGACUGGAGAAGCUCAGAUCCGCAAUUGGAAGCUGGAGCAUUCGUCGAGAUUACAGUGAUACCCAAAAUCUCAGUGAAACUGCCAGCGUCUCCAAAAUCGCGAUCAAAAUCAACCAAGUCAUCCUUUUUUAGUUUUUUCGACGAUUUAGGUGAGAUCAAUCAAACAAUUCUUUCGUGCGGCCUACUUCUAUCCAAAUUUAACUAAAGUUCCUGAUUUAUUAGUUUAGGUAAAGUUUACAUCAGGUAAGGUGCAGAUAAGCGAUAGUUGCAUUCGAAUUUUUGUUUUGCUUAUUGGACGCAAAACGCUCUCGCCUUACAUCAACUCAAUCAAUUUUUUUCUUGAGAGUAAUCGGCUCUGCAACUCUUUAGACCAAUCACAAGGCGAACUAAAGCAAAAUCGAUGCAAUUUCGGAAUACCUUUGAUUCCUAUUUGGACAUUGCUCUGUUUUCAAUACUAUGGUUACCUCAACCAUACGUUCUAGUCUUAUAAUGGGGUUUUAUCAUGACCAUUGCAAAUUCCUCAAAUGUUAUUGGUGCAUUUGCAGCCUUAUUUUUCACUAAUCAUUCUGUACAAUUGUAAUUGUAUAGUGCAAUCGGAUAAUUGGCUGUAAUCGGACACCCGUAAUCGGACAUUUAAAGCAGCGAAUCAUACAAGAUCCGCUCAGCUAAAUCCACCAAUCACAGAAUUGAUCGGAAAUCGCAAAGCAACAGCAACUUAUCCAAAAAAAAGGCUGGGAAAUUUCCAAAAUGGAAGAAUAUUUAACUAAAGACAUUAUCUCCUCUGGAGAGAUUUGCUCUGGGUGUAUUUGUUGUUUUCGGAAAUUUAAAUGGUUAUGAUUAAUUGGUAACAGGACUCCUUGUCAUCCAACCUGUGAUUAACAAAUUGGACUCCCGCUUCGCGGUCGUCCGAUUUUGUUUAUCAAUGGUAUGAUUACAGACCGAAUUGGACUCCAUUCGGUCCUAUUGUCAUUAUUAAAAAAGAUAAUUUUGUUUCAGUUGAAGCUAGUUUUGAGUAUGUGGACCUUUCCAUGGCGGUAUUUGUGAGCGUACCACUAGAAGCUGGUCUGGCCAUACGGCUUCCUACGUCUCAAUGCGGUGGGAAUAACCACGCUGAAUUGGAAAGCUCCUACGGAAUUUCCGAUGUAAAUCUCGGUGUCUCGGUUGGAUUUCUUAAAAAGCAUUUGACACUUCAACUUCCUUUGGGAUAUUCUCAGAGUAAACGCUAUUGGUAAAAAAAUUCACGUUUUAUAGAAACAACUUGACUCCUGACAUAUAGAAUAGUGACGCAAAGAAGUAACUGUCAUACACUCACUUUUGUUAAUGAAACUAACUACCUAAAAUGAACGAGCACAAGGAGGCUGUAAAUGAGAAAAAAUGAUAUCCCAUACCCUUGCAAAGAUAAUGAAAAUGCUAAUGAACAAAGUAAGAUCUUCCCUAACUAAUGGAGGUAAAAGAAACAUAUAUUCUAAAGAGAAAAUCACUUCCCUCGUUCUUUUCGCAUAAUGAAAUACAUAAAAACGUGUUUAGAAAAUAGAAACAACAAUAAUGAUAAAGUGAAUUAAGAAAAUUCUGUGUUACUUCUCAGCUUUAGGAAAGAAACCUAGACCCCUUGUUCUGCUCGUAAGUAAGAGAGCGCAAGAACGUAAAUAGGUAGAUACAUGAGUAGAUAAGAAAUCGGACCUUGUAAAGAUAAGUGAAUGGCGGACAUGACUUCCGUUUUUAUUAAACUAUUUAAUCAAUAUUUUACUGUUCUUUCCUAGGGAAUGUAUAUGUCCAGUUAAAAGUGAGAGAGUAAGUUAUUAUAACUAUAACUUAUAUGAGUUAUUGCCAUCUUUUAAAAUUGUACUUUUCAAUUCUAUUCCGCCUGCCUUUUUUUCCUUUGUAGUAAGCGUCCUUCGUGUAACGUUAUUUUGUUAGUUUUAAAUAUAAUUUGCAUCUUCUUUGUAACAGUUAUGUGCGGGACCUCCACCACCGCGACCGAGACCACCCGAGAAUAGAGAUCCAAAACCUGGGAAUGGCAAUCCAACAUCUGGGAAUGGAAAUCCAAAACCUGGGAAUGGCAAUCCAACACCUGGGAAUGGAAAUCCAACACCUGGGAAUGGAAAUCCAACACCUGGGAAUGGCAAUCAAUCACAGAAAAAUAAGAAUGGAUAUAAAGUACUUCCAAAUGGGUAAGAGUGCUGAUUAUUCUUUCACAUAACGUGUUAUAGCCUGUGGGAAGCCUGAAGCUUCAAGCGUGUAAAUAACUUUCCGUUCCCAAAUGCUGCUGUUUGCUUGGUCUUAAAGUGAUUUUUAGCCUCAUAAAGAAAAAAAUGUGCUGAAAUGAUCACGUCACUUCAAAAGAGAUUGGUUGAAGCUUUGCUAGAGAUAUAAUUAGUUGGAAGAAUAUUGCAGCAAUAAUACAACUGACCGGCCAACUGGCCGACCAACCAGUUGGCUGACAGGCUGAAGAAAUGACGGAUUAAUUAACUGAUUGAUUGACUGAUUGACUAGCUGGCUAACUGAAUAACAGAGCCAGCAGCUGAUUGACUUACUGACCGACUGACCGACUGGCCGACGGAUGAAUUCAUGGAUUCAUUAUUGAUUUACUUUCUCGAAAACAGAAAGACCGGAAAAUUUCAAUGUGGAAAAGGACCUAUCUGUUCUGGGGAACGAACAGGCCCUGACUGCGAUCAGCCACAUAGAGGGCUUCUUCGGAGUAUGUAACAGUAAAUGGACCUGCAAACUAUGAACCUAAUUGCAGUAACGUUAUUAUGGAAAAAGCAAAAAGAAACAAAGAAAAACCAAAUUAAAAUCAAUUGGCACAUAGCGUAAGCAUAUGUCAUCAGCAUUACAAUUUGAUUAUUGACAAUAAUUACUCAGCAGGGCCCAGUUGUUUCGAGGGGCGAUUAGCGCUGGCUCAGGCUAUUUAUUUAUUUUUUUAAUUUAUUUUUUAUUUUUCAAUCCAGGUUUCUUUAUUUCUUUUUUCAAAAGCCUGUAAGGAAAAUUUUUCCAUUCAUCUUAGAACAUCCAAUAAUCAAAUUGCAAGCAAAAAGAUUUGAACUAAAUUUCCUUUUGAAGAAUGGCUGCCUUGCGUUUUGUCAAUGUUUUCGAGGAGGUGAUAAGCGCGAUGAAAGAAAAUUAAAUUGCGAAGAGCACAAAACAUGCUACUGAGUUUGGCGGAAGAAUUUUUAAAAGAAGGAUUUAGAUCUCUUUUUUUUGGAAUCACUUGAAAUUUCUAUGACAACUACAUCUCAAAUUCUCAAGAAGUUGGAAGAGCUUCUAAGUUGAAAUUUUGAGAAAAUUGUUCGGCCGACGUGCAAACGGCUACAGGGUAUUUCUGUAUGCUAGCUAAUUCCUGUUCGGCUUUUUUUCCUUUCCGUUUUUGCUUUUUCUUUAUAAUCUUAUUGCAAAUAGAUAUGUGUUAAAUAAGUUUGAAUUCAUGAAGCUAACAUUGUGUCCAAUACUGCUAUUACUGAUAUGAAGAUAAUCGGUGGUGGUGAAGAUAAUCAGGAAAUCAAGAGCCGCAUUUGUUGUAGCUCUAUAAAUCAAAGUUUAAUUUGAAUUUCGAACCCCGUAAGAGCGGGGAAAAACAGGAGCAAAGCAAUUUUUCAAACUUUUUUCAGUUUUAUAACCCUACAAUAGGGGAUUUCUUAUUCCACCUUUAUCUCAUUUUCUGGCAUUCAAACAUUUUGUCUACAAAAUACUUCCCGGCCGUUCUGAGCGUCUUACCGAUCGCAUAAGGUGUGCGCUAAAAACAAAAACAACACAGGCGAAACUACUAAAGCGUUUUUUCUGACCAAUGCAACAAAAAAACUCUGGUACACUUACAAGUUCCUUUCUUAAAAAGUUGAGCCUAAAAGCCGAAAAAAGCAAGUUUUCGAUCAUUCAGCGCGGCCAGAGUAAUACUCUGGCGUAUUUUGCGCGUCCCUUUCCCCUAAUCAUGACAAUGUGGCGAGGUAGUGAAAUAACAAACGUAUUUAUGUAUAUUUUAGUACUCUCGAAAUAUAUCACUGCAAUGAUCUUUCUUUUGGCAAAGUCAUGAUAAUUCGCUUUACAGAUUGUUCAGGUAACGGAGAUCCUAUCAUAGCCCCAAAGUGUGAAGCGGAGUGUAACUGUUCAGGAGGAUGGGAGGGAGAAUUUUGUGAGCGCUUAAUUGCAAAUGGUGGAGGUGACCCACAUCUGGAAACAUUAGAUGGUAAGUAGAGAAGAAAAACAGAUUCUACAUUCACUCAUUUUCGAGCGAGAGAUAAAGAGAAAUUUAAAAACCCUGAAAGAGGUCCAACAAUUUGUCCAAACGAUAGAUUUCAGACAAUCCUUUGUGUUUUCGUUUAUAAAUGAGAGCUUUAUUUCAGGGUUUGUGUAAUGUUUAUGACGGCAAUUUUGAUUUUUGCCUUCUUCGCUAGGUGUUAAUUUUGACUUUUUUGGAAUUGGAGAGUUCUGGGGUUGCAAGAGUGUUAAAAACGAUUUUGGUCUUCAGUUCCGUUUUUAUUAUUACGAGCGAGCUUCGCUUAUUGGUGGAAUUGCACUCAAAGCUGGGAGAAGUGUUGUUACGAUUAUGACGAUCAAGACUGAAAGAGUUCAAGACUUGCCCAUUACAAGGUUUGGUUUAUGCUUCUUAAUCAAUAAACAAAGCAUUUCCAUAAUAGAGGCUAUAGCCAGGGUGAUUGGGAUCUUCAAGUACUUACUUGUUCAGAUACAACCUAUUGCGAUGUUGACUCACUAACCCUAAUAAGGAGAUGCAAUUCACCUUGAUUGAACAAGUAUCAUUCAAGAACUUUUUAUGACUGACCCUGAUUUCUCAACAGAAUCGAUGGAGUGGAAAUGAAUGCCACCAGUAAUUUGUCAGAACCUAUUGAAAUAAGUAAUGGCACAGUGUUAUUGGAUCAUCAAAGACGUUUUUCUUUUGAGGCUGAGGAGAACAGCGUCGUUUUAAUUUCACUUCAGUAUGAUGCAGGCAAGUCCUUAAAAGAUAUUUCAAGUAAUUUCCUUUUUGCCCAAGUCAUUCAUAAGAUCAGUAGGUAUGAAUACUAACCGGCUGGACUUUUAUCCAGAAAUAAACAAUGCUUUUAGUUCCUCAAAUUGCCCCAAAUAGGAAAUGGUCUUACGCGAAUAAAUUUCCAAGGGAUGCUCUUCGUCCAUCAUGUUGGGCCAUAAUUGGAAGGUUUUCGUUAAGUAUAUCUGUUUGUUUUGUUUGCUUGUUUAUUGGUUUAUCUGGCCUUUCACUGGUGAGAGAAGGAAAACCUACGGUCCAACCCCGAGAAAAAUCCUCCAAGCCAGUACAGGAACUUUAUCACUUAACCCUUUAACUCUCAAGAUCUCAUUAGCAAUUCUCCUUACUGUCUGCCAAACGAUUCUCAUUAUGUUAGUUUAGAGAAUUUGGUAUCAGAUCAACUAGUAAUCCCAUAGUUGAUGUUUGCCUUUAUUCUUAUCACUUUUCUGCAUGAUAUUGUAUAGAUAUAAUAAAGAGAAAUUCUGUUUUGGUCACUCACGGGAGUUAAAGGGUUGAAGAGUUUGACUUUAAUGAGAUGUCCAAGCUGAGAAGAAAUGUCAGCAAAUCAAUCAAUAGGACGCGGGUGAACUAGCCCGAGACGUUAACGAAAUGAACUGAGAAGUUAACGAAGUGGUCGAGGGCGAAACCACGCUUAGGCGAAAUGGUUAGUUAUUGCUAGACGGUAAGUGACUCCGGUCUCGAAUGUCGAAGGUCAGAGAAGAAAGCCCUCGUUACUGUAGUAUACCAGCUUCGCCACAUUUCGUUACGUCUAAGAUAUGACUUUUUUAACUUCUCUCAGGUGUAACAGUAACCAUCGACGUUCGUCAUAGUCGAGUUAUGAAGAGACAAUAUUUGAAUAUUCUCUAUUCGCCAACUGCUGCUUACAAAGGCCACACUGAAGGACUGUGCGGCUUCAUGGAUAACAAUGCCACUAACGAUUUCAUGGGAAGCGACGGAACUCUUUAUGAUGACGCCGUUCAAUUUGCCGAAUCAUGUAAGCAAAGCUUAUCACAAAGUUUGAUCUAGAUGUUACCCCAAUAUUUUUAGUUGAAAAAUUUAUUGGCAUUGAAAAUAUUCUUAAAAUACAACAAAAUUUUAAGGUAAAUACAUAUUAGUAACCUCGUCUUUUAGGUCUGUGCAGUAGGUCACAGACUAGAACGGAAAAAUAAGUAUCUUUAACUUACAGUACGCACUGAAUAAACACGUUGUUAACAGGAUAUUCUUAUCUCUACUUUGCGUUUGGUAGAUUAGAGAAGAGUUGCUUGUCAAGAGGGACAGCUGCAGACAACUUUUGAGUGCUAGAAGCAAAAUGAGUCAUUUUGAAAUCAUUUCUUUAGUCGUUGGAAAAUUUUAGCACGUACUUAAAAGAAAAAAAAAGGAUUAAAGUCCAAUUUUUCAAACAAAGACAUCAAUCUAGGCGGGCCUUGUAACUGAGCGAAGUUGUAGAAUGAUGCAGGUGGACACCAAAACUUUAAAGAAAUUGAAGAAUAAGCUGAACGAGGAUGUUUUAAAUAACAGCAGCUGCGUUAUCCGAUGUAACCUUGCUCUGGUUUUUUAACUACGAUAAAUGGGGUAGUCUUCGGCUGGCAAAAUAAGACAAUACCCUGAUAAUCUCUUUGUUUCCAGUAUGAUAAGCAAUGUACAUAAUGACGAACUGUAUCAACCUACAUACCGAUGAAACUGUUUCUUUCAUUUAAAAGGGAGGAUCACAGAUUGUCACGAUGGCUCAGGCACGAAGGACUCUUGGUCAUGGAAGUCAUCAAACUUUUAUCACGAUGACAUAAUGGACAUAACGUACACAGAUCCCACAUACAUACCUAUGUAUUCACUAGACGGAAUUUCUCAGUCUCUACUACAGGUUAAUAAACUCACGUGCAUAAAUCAAAGCCAUAACUUAGAUCUGUUAUGUGAUUGGUCAUUUAGCAACACCAUCUGAGCAAUAAUAGGACUAUGUUGCUGCAUUGCUUUUAUUUGGACAGUGUGAUUGGUUAGUCUAUGCCUUCUGCAUGUGUUAUUGGACAGAACGCUUCAAUUCCUCAUUUUUCACUUGUAUGAUCACAGACCAAAUUGGAUUCCGCGCGGUUUAUCUGCCAUUAUUGAAAAAGGGGAAACUCGACUGCAACAAAAAAAAAAAUAAAUAAAUAAACCCUGCUUCUUUGAACAACCCUGUGGCAUACAAUCUGAUCGCUGUUAUGAAGAACGCACAUAAAAAAGCAAAACAAAACAAAAAGCAGAAAUUAGAAACAAAACUAUCACGUCUGGCCACGAUUUAAAAAGAAUGUAGUGAGUCUCCUUUAGCUUGGUGUCCUUUUGAUUACCUUAAUUUGAGAUGAGCAUCCAGGCGCUUGUUUAAAGACUCAAGAUGAUUGAGAUAAACUUCUUAAUUUGAGAUAGGAUUUAUUAUGACUCUUUUUUGUUAUUCAUCUUUAACGUAGAUUGCAACAAGCAUGUGCCAAUCUUUAAACAUUUCUGAUAACGAUUUACAAAGCUGCAUAUUCGAUGUCGCCAUUACCAACGACACGACAUUUACUGAUCAGGAAACUUUUAAACGAGGUAAGCUUUAUUAACGAGUUUUUGUAAAGAUGAUUUCCAAGUUCGUUUUUCUAUAAAGAGUAAAGGACAUUUGGUGUUUCAAUUUAUAUCAAAAUGUUACUCCUUACCAUCCAAAAAUACAAAUAUUAGAUGAAAAUUACCUCGAGGAUAUUGUCAUUGAUAAAAAGUUGUAUUAAACAUAACAACCUGAAAGUUUAAGAGUGCGCAAUAGGAAAUUUUCAAAGUAACAGUAUGAAAAGGCUGGAGCGCUAACUUGCUGGCCUCAACAUGCUUACGAGAUCUGAUUCUUUAAAGCUAAUAUUUCAAAUGGCUUUUAAUAAUUCAUUCAAGAAAUUCGAUUUCUCUGUUUAAGACUGUCCAGACCAAUGCUCAGGUAAAGGGAGAUGUAUCAAUGGAACAUGUAAAUGUAUCGAAGGUUGGACUGGGAAGAGUUGUGACAGAGGUAUUGGUUAUUUUCAGUUUGAAUCCUAACAACAGGUGUUAGAUAGACAAAGCGGACGCCUGGAUCUCUCUGCUAGAAUUCUUUAGUAAAUUUUAUUUCACUGUAUUCCGUAUAAGACAUACUAUCAUACCCAAUAUAAAGGCUCGCUUAACUUUGUUGUGCGUGUGUGUUUUCUGCUUCGUUUUUGUGUUGUUGAGACUUUUUCUGUUUUCGGAGCUUCUCAGCUAGUUCAAUUUUCAUUCUGAAUUUUAACAUAGCACAAUUGGGUUUUUCAAUGUUGCCAUCUGGCGUCUUCACAAAAAAAACCGUACCUCUUCGACCCUAACGUUGUCAUCGUAAUUUUCUUUUCCUCAGGCUCUUGUCUGAACUGUUCAACCAUCCAUGGCGAGUGUGUUAAAGGAUUUUGUGUCUGUGACCUGGGCUGGGAAGGACGAAGCUGUGAACUGGAAGGUUAUGCCGUUCAUGGUCAUCUUCCAAAUAAAAUAGAGUAUAUUUAUUUUGUUCGAAGAUCUCCUUAUAUUGACACCAGGAAACUCUUUUAAGCUGCUAAAUGGAUGUUCUCAAAGACAUUAUGAAUGAGCUUGUUUGAGAUUGUUUGAGCAGGCUGGAUUUUCUCUUUUCCUCAGGAAAAGUUGAUCUAAUUUUGCAACUGGCAUCGAGUUUGAAACGAUUGAAAAAGAAAGAAGGGCGCUUGCUUCUAGAGGUUGAGAACUGAUUUCAUUUGCCGAAAGUAGUGCCCUUUGUGAUGAUUUUUCAACGACGCGCCUUUAUAUCACACCAAAAUACUAACGUUUAUAAAUUAUUGUGAUCUACAGCCACUUGCUUUGGAGUUAACAACUGUACUAGCCCUGAACACGGCAGUUGUAAAACGACAGAUGUUUGCCAGUGUAAUCCCGGCUAUAUAGGUCAGUUACAUGGAUCUUCUUGUGGCUGUUUGUUGUUGAUGUUAUUAUAAACGCAAGCUAAAUUACUUAAAAAAAAAAAAAAGAUCAAUGGUAACCAGUGAUAUUGUAAGUUCUCGGUCAGCGGAGAUCAACGAAUGAGAAGGCGUGAAAAAUCGGUGGGGGUCUGCGGAGGAGUGUUUCAUUUCAGUUGCUGUAAUCGUGAAAACCAAAAAGACUGAAGAUGAAUCGGUGGCAGCUUGCACCUUGGCCCGUGGUUGGUGGAGAGCGAAGGCGAACUAUUAGUCACAGUGGACGAGCGGAGGGGAUAAUUAGGGCGUAAUUUAUUUAAGAGAUUAUAGUGUAGCAAGUUAAAAAGUAGACCGGUGAUGGCUUUUUAUUAUAAUCAGCCAUACCAAGAAAAGAUGAGAUUGAUCAAUUAUUCAAUCCAUGCACUUUUGCUUUUAAUUGUUCUCAGCAGAAAUCUUAAUCUAAAGUUCGUACUCUACAUAGCUGCCUUGUGCUUAUAAAAAUAAUAUCAGCCCGUUAUAUCGCCCGAAACAAUUCUUGUUCUUAAAACAGGUGCAUUUCUCGUAUUUCCAGGUACUGACUGCAGUAUUGUUCCUACUUGUUACGAUGUAUCAAACUGUUCUGGCAAUGGAAUCUGUGUGGAUUUCGAUGUAUGCAAAUGUAAUACGGGAUGGACUGGAAGCAAUUGUGCUCAAUACUCUUGCGAACGAUUGAAUUAUUGUUCUGGUGAGUUAUCUCGGGAUAUCAUAUUCAUAGUCUACGAAGAGACGUAUUCCCGACUUUCCUUCCUUCCCUCAUUGCUUCUUUUUGUUUGUCCUUUAUAACAUUCUCCUGGUCCUAUGUUAGUAUUAAUGUUUUCGUGUCCUUUCUCUCCCCCUUGCUGUUGAUAAGAACACGGUAGCUGCGUGGCAUUUGACAAAUGCACCUGUGAUUAUGGCUGGACCGGAGUAAGCUGCGCCCUUCCUGACUGUGAAGCUGUCAAUCAAUGUUCAAAUAAAGGAGAGUGCAUUUCCAGCGACAAAUGUCGCUGCCUUCCGGGGUUUAUUGGAGCGGAUUGCGGUCAGAUGGCGGACUGUAGUCAUCUUGCAAACUGCAGUGGCCAAGGCGUUUGCGUUUCCACCCAGAUGCUGAAUGUGUCUUGCAGUUGCUAUCUAGGUUUUACUGGAGAGAACUGCAGUCAGCCAUCUUGCACAACCGUGAAUAAUUGUUCUGCCCAUGGUGCGUGCGUGGAAGCCGAGUUCUGUAAAUGUGACUUUGGAUACAUUGGAACUGACUGCAGUAACUUUUCUUGUGAGGCUGUCAACUAUUGCUCCGGCAAGUGCAUUGGUUUAAAAUUGUUUUGUGAAUAAUCUUUUCCUAAGUCGCAACUCUUGUGGACACAUCAUACUAGCGAGGAGAACAUUAUUAUUGUUAACAAAAAAUGACAUAUCAUUUCCCUUCCAGUGUCUGAGAAAAAUGGUUACAGAGAGUUUCAAUGUCUUUGAGUGGUCGAAAUUGUGGGGUACUUUCAUGUAGAGGUGUUUUACUCACAACGAUCCGAGCUCACAAUCCUGUCUCUAUGAUAAAGAUCUUGACGUUCUCCCCGACAACUUUCAUUCCCGAAUUAUUUGUAGCUGUAGCUUCUAUAACAAAGCGAUACGGUAAGACAAGGCUAACAAACGAUGUUCUUUUUUUUCUCGCUGCAGGAAAUGGAAAAUGUGUUGGUUACGACCUCUGCCUUUGCAAUUCCUCCUGGUCGGGUCGCGCAUGCAGUGUUCCUGAUUGCAGUGCUGUAAAAAAUUGUUCUGGCCAAGGAGAUUGUAUACUAGCCAACGUUUGUUCUUGUUAUCCAGCUUUUGAUGGCGAAUACUGCGACCAGAAGGCAAAACCAAACAUCAAUCCUCCAAGAUUUAACAAAACAUUUUAUAACGCGGCCAUUAUGGAAAAUUCUCCUGUAGGAACAGUGAUUUUACAAGUAAAAGCCAACGAUACAGAUUUAGGAAGAAACGGUCAGAUAUUUUAUGCCAUACUUGGUGAUGAUAACGUAGAAAGUAUUCUUACCGUUGGUGGACAAUCUGGAAAAGUUUACAACGUAAAGACGCUGGAUUUUGAGACAAUCGAGAUGAAAUCAUUCAACGUGACCAUGGUUGCUGCAGAUAAUGGAUAUCCACAGAAAUCUGGAAUCGCCACCGUACAGAUAACAAUAGUGGAUGAAAAUGACAAUUGUCCAACCUUCAUCGAGCCACCAGGAGAUCUAAAACUAGAAUUCCUUACACUCAAUUCCGGAGAUACCGUAACCAAAGUUUCUGCAAUUGACUUGGAUAGUGGAGUAAACAGCGACAUAACUUAUAGCCUAUCCAAAAAUGAAGCGUUCUCUAUUGAUAACAAAACUGGUGUGGUUACUGUGGUGUCCGACUUGACAGAGAAAGUUCAUCGUCUCAUUGUUAGUGCAAGUGACAACGGGGACGUUUCUUGCAUAACAGACAUCAGUUUGACUGUUGAAAUCGGCGUCUCCCCAACAACAAAGCCCCGCACUACACCUACCACUCCCUUCACGAACAGGAAACCUGAAACCUCCAGUACAUCUACCAUUCCUGAGACUACGGCGUUCACAGGUCAGUUUGUUUCCAUUUGUAGAUGACAAGAACAUUAUCAAAGCGCUUUUAUUGGCUGAAUAGUUAAAUAACAACCUCAAACCAAAGAAAAUAAUUGAUCAAAGUGGUUACAAGGGUGAUGAACUAAUAUGGAGCAAAGAUGAACAAACGACAAUAUUCAUUCAAUUAAAAAUGAAAAACUUGAAAAAUUUACUUUAAACUUUUCGUAAUGCAUGAACCACGAUUUAAUCUCUUUAACAAUUAGAAAUAACUAUUUUACAUUUCAAGAUGCACAAAACACGAUUUGACCUCAUUAACAAACAGAAUUAACUAUUUUACAUUUAUCACUGAAAUUAAAGAUGGGGUCCACUCGCUUACCGAUUCGAUUUUGCAAUUGAAUUAGUACUGGAGAAACCUUCAAAAGAUCAUAGAGAGAUUGAAAAGAGUUAACGUAAACGUUAUGUACAUUUAAAGUGCAAACAAGUUACCAAUUGUUAUAACAAAUUCAGAAAGUUUUUAACUACUUUAACAUCAUUUGUAUUAAAAAAACGUAGUAACAACUCAUUAAUGAAUAAAAUAAACCGUGGUAUGGAAACCCGCACCUCGCAUGCUUGACGUAAACAGAUCCGAAUCCUUCAUCAAGCGGAUAAGUAAAAAGAAUGAAGUAGCCGGAAUUCAUUUCAUGUCGUUUGAGUCCAAAUUUGAAAAAUAUUCUUUAUUCUUUCUUUUUGGACGAAGAAGCGACCACUUCGCAUGUACCAACAGAGGCAGGCGCGGAUCCCCAGGAAGGUCCAAAUUAUGUAAUAAUUGGUGGGUCUGCAGCUGGAGGAGUGCUGCUUCUUUUGAUUGCAGUAGUGGUGAUCAGAAAAUGUCUUUGCAGAGACGGCACAUCUUCAGAAACUACGGGGAGAUGGAAUGCUGGUAUGGAUUUUGAGAUGUCUUGGAGGAAGUGAGAACAUGUUAUAUCUGAUGACAGAUUUCAAAAUGAAAGUUUGCAUUAGAGAGAAAAAAACCUGAGACAACUUCUUGGGUUACCUGUGGUCUCAGUCCUUUACUCGUAUACACAGUAGUAAAGAGAAGCUUUUUUUAUACAAGCUCACUUACGGAGUUGAUAGAAUUAGUAUCAAUAUCAGUCAGUGACAAACAAAACAUAAGCGUUGCAACGUUAGUGGUAUCAAGAGAUUACAACUCUCACUUAAACCUAGUAUAUCGCUGUUAUAUAGUGAUUAUCAGUAGUAACGGAAGUAGCAGUGGUAAUACCGGUAACAGUAGAAGUGAUAUGACUUUCAUAUAUUCUUAACCGCCAGUAGAAGUGAUUGUAGCGAUGUAAGAAGCAGUAUGCUGUAGGAGUGGUGUUAACAGGGGCAGUAGCAG